UCUCAUUAAGCAUCUUUUGUGUGUGUGCGGGAGCCGGGCCCGCGGCAGAGUCCGGGCCCGGGUGGUGCCCGGGCCAGGGCCUCAGCCCCGGGCGGGGAACUUUCUCCGAUAAGAGGCCUCGGGCCCCGGCCUCUGGGGAACUUGCCCCGCGCCCCUCGACGCGAGCGGGAGUCGGCAAAGUUGCUCUCGGGGCGCGGGACGGACUUGGUGCCGCGUGGAUUUCGUGGGUUUCUCUCACCCCACCUCCCCGCGUCCGGCCCUCUGGCAGCCCGGCCCCCUCGCACCGAUUCAAACCUCCCGCCCGGACCCGGUUGCACGCCGCCGCGAGCGGGCCCCGGGCCGCACUUGAGGGAAGUGCAACUUUAUCCUCGGCCCGGACUCCCGGCACCCCGGCUCCGCUCGGCCGCUGGACGACUUCGCUGAAACAUGCCCUGAACUGUCACAGAAUGAAACCCGCGCUCUUCAGUGUCCUGUGUGAGAUCAAAGAGAAAACAGGUCUCAGCAUCAGAGGAGCCCAGGAGGAGGACCCUCCCGAUCCCCAGCUAAUGAGACUGGACAAUAUGCUUUUGGCAGAAGGGGUUUCAGGUCCUGAGAAAGGUGGGGGAUCGGCGGCAGCAGCUGCAGCCGCGGCAGCCUCUGGAGGUUCUUCAGAUAACUCUAUUGAACACUCAGAUUACAGAGCCAAAUUGACCCAGAUCAGACAAAUCUAUCACACAGAACUGGAGAAAUAUGAACAGGCAUGUAAUGAAUUCACUACACACGUGAUGAACCUUCUCCGAGAACAGAGUAGAACACGUCCCAUUUCCCCAAAAGAGAUUGAAAGAAUGGUGGGCAUCAUCCAUCGAAAAUUUAGUUCCAUUCAGAUGCAGCUCAAACAAAGUACUUGUGAAGCAGUUAUGAUUUUAAGAUCAAGGUUCCUUGAUGCCAGACGAAAAAGGCGUAACUUCAGUAAACAGGCCACAGAAAUCUUGAAUGAAUAUUUUUACUCACACCUCAGCAACCCCUACCCCAGUGAAGAAGCCAAAGAGGAGCUGGCCAAGAAGUGCAGCAUCACAGUGUCCCAGGUAUCCAACUGGUUUGGCAACAAACGAAUCAGGUACAAGAAGAAUAUUGGCAAGUUUCAGGAAGAAGCCAACCUCUAUGCUGCAAAGACAGCCGUGACAGCCGCGCACGCAGUGGCCGCAGCCGUGCAGAACAACCAGACCAACUCGCCCACCACGCCGAAUUCUGGUUCUUCUGGUUCUUUUAACCUCCCAAAUUCUGGGGACAUGUUCAUGAACAUGCAGAGUCUGAAUGGGGAUUCUUACCAAGGGUCCCAAGUCGGAGCCAAUGUGCAAUCACAGGUGGAUACCCUCCGUCAUGUUAUCAAUCAGACGGGAGGCUACAGUGAUGGCCUUGGAGGAAAUUCACUGUACAGUCCACAUAAUUUAAAUGCUAAUGGAGGCUGGCAGGACGCAACAACUCCAUCUUCUGUGACUUCUCCUACUGAAGGCCCAGGAAGUGUGCACUCCGAUACCUCUAACUAAUCUCCGGCAACACUUUUCCCUGAGCUGACAUGCCUUGAUCCGUGCAUUCAGAGCAAUAGGAGGAAAAGGAAAGCGCUUUUUGUAGCCCACCAUCUACAGCUUUACUGUAAAACCUUGUCUUAUUAGAGAACUUGGUAAAUCUGUUUUUUAAGGAAUCAUAAUCAUUUGUAUUUAUACUUAAAAAAUACACAAUGUUAAAAAAGCACUUUAUCCAAUUAGGCCAAGGUUUAACAUUGUUGACAGUCCUGUAGCUAUUUUAUCAUAAUUUAUUAUCAAUAUUUUACAUGAAUGGUUUCUCACUUGCCAAUUACUUGGCCUUAAGGGUAAAAAAGUACCAUAUAUGCUAAACCUCAAUCGUUAAAGCAGAUACAAAGACUCACCUCACCUAAAUUGAACUUCUUGCAUAUUUCCAUCACAGACUUGGAUUGUCCUUCUUUCAUAUCACUAAUGGAGUUGGAAUAAAGGAGCUGUUUGGCUAACUGUUAAUGAUGGUUGUGUUUAAGAAUCUUCCUCGUCACACUUGUGUUUCGAUUUCUUAUGUUAUAAUUAGAUCAGAGACCGGUAGCAUCUUUUCUCUCUCUGAAAGCACCAGUGCCCAGAGUCUGCUCGGUAAUGACAUUAUGGAUCCAGAUUGUUUUGAGAGAUGAAGAUCCUUGCUGCUGAUACAGGUGACCACGAGAUCCGUCUGGGGGUUUUACGGUGUGCGCUGGGUGCUGCACAGACUUGUCAAGGUUUGCUACGUCCUCGGGCAUCCACACAAAGGCCCUGCUCUCUGGAGUGUUGUAUAUAGUGUAGCAAAAGAGUAUUUAUACAUCUCACCAAUCAAAACACAGCUUUAUUACCUCAUGCGAACUCAUACGAACCAAUAGAAUUUCAACAUGUUCUGUAGCUUAGAGUGCUCACUUACUACCUCUGAACAAUACUCACGCUGUAGUUUGUCUCUUUCUUAUCUUUUUGCAUCUUGUAAUUAACUCUUUGUUUCUCUUCAUAAAAUGUAAUGUACAUUGUAAUCUUUUAAAAGAAAAAUCAGGGUUGCAUUCGCAACUUUUAAAAAACUGAGAGUGGAAACAUUGGGUCUUAAAUUAACACAGGAUCAGUAAAACUGUUGUAAAUACUGAGAAGCAUUUUGAAUGUUCUUCAUCUUGUUACUAAUCCAUGCAAAAAAGAAAAAGAAAAAAAAAAGCGAUGACUAAUUGUGAUGCAUUCAGAUUUCAGUAUUCAGUACUGUAUAUUUCACCCUGUGUAAUAGGGCCCCCUCUCCUUUCUCUCUUUUUGUAUUGUAUGCGAUUCUGAAACUGAUUGAGUCAUGAAAAUAAUUUGUGGCGGUGAUUCUAAUGUAUUAAAAACGUUUCGUGUUCCUUUCUAACUGGAUUACGCCCUGGAUUGAAAAAGUCUUCCUCGUGGUAGUUAUAUGUAGUUUCAAACAUGAAUAAACUUUUUGCUUUCAUGAUUAAA
This is a messenger RNA of Bubalus bubalis (water buffalo), 2981 nucleotides long. It is a transcript of the gene PBX3, whose product is annotated as PBX homeobox 3. Bases 447 to 1526 code for a protein of 359 amino acids. Gene Ontology annotation, cellular component: nucleus. The transcript has 9 exons. Gene Ontology annotation, biological process: brain development; eye development; animal organ morphogenesis. NCBI's taxonomy places the organism in Eukaryota, Metazoa, Chordata, Mammalia, Artiodactyla, Bovidae. The record is from RefSeq and is a predicted model, not a curated record. Gene Ontology annotation, molecular function: RNA polymerase II cis-regulatory region sequence-specific DNA binding; DNA-binding transcription factor activity, RNA polymerase II-specific.